Molecule: messenger RNA, 924 nt
Organism: Exophiala dermatitidis NIH/UT8656
Lineage: Eukaryota; Fungi; Ascomycota; Eurotiomycetes; Chaetothyriales; Herpotrichiellaceae
Exons: 2
Coding region: 1-924 (307 amino acids)
Cellular component (GO): plasma membrane
Source: RefSeq, a predicted model, not a curated record
AUGUGGUAUUUAGGGAGCUGGCUUUUCCCCAUUGUCUCAGCAUGCAUGUGGCUUGCCAUGCUGCUUGCCAUGUUCAUCCACUGGGAAGUGAUUGGACACCCGCACUACCCGUCCAUGGAGAAGGGCCAACGAAUAGCGUACAUCAGUGACGUUGGCGCGUUUGGGCUCAAACCGCUCUUCAUCACCGGAUGCGUGAUCACGACGGUAUCUCUGGACUUGGGCUUCAUGGCCGAGCGCUGGCUCCGACACACGGGUCGACUGGUGCCCAACACAUCCACUGCCCAAAAGGUGCUGUCGAGCAUCGCCAUCGUUUUCGCAGUUGCCGGGUCCGCCGGGUUGAUUCUGCUGAGCAUCUUCGACACCUACCACCACCCCAAACUGCAUGACGGGUUCCUGCUGCUCUUCAUCGGCGGCUAUGUCUUGUCCGCCGUCUUCCUGUGCGCCGAGUACCAGCGUCUCGGCAUCCACUACCGACACCACCGUAUCCUUCGGAUCUCUUUUUACGUCAAGUUAUUUUUCAUCCUCAUCGAAGUCGCCAUGGCCAUUGUCUUCGCCAGCACCACCUUUACCAAACACCAGAAUAUCGCGGCCAUCUUUGAAUGGCUGGUCGCCCUCAUCUUUACAUUCUAUGUCCUCUCGUUCCUGCUAGAUCUCUUGCCCAGUGUGAGGACAAAGAACCAUAUCCCCCAGGGCUGGAGGGAAGCUCAGCUGGAAAAGGCCGCCGCCGGUCUUAAUGGGGCCCACGAUGGGCCAGGUGCUCCUAUCACCUCCGACUCUGCUGGGCCGAACCAAAACUCGAGCGUGGAUGAUGAUGCGUCUCGCGGUUACCGCGGUACGGCCAUGACCAACGGUGCCGGCCCCAACGUCGACCUCAGUCUGGUUCGUACAGAGAGCAGAUGGAAGUUUGGCGGGUUCAGACUUUAG